This is a messenger RNA of Emiliania huxleyi CCMP1516, 2163 nucleotides long. RefSeq lists its product as hypothetical. Lineage: Eukaryota; Haptophyta; Isochrysidales; Noelaerhabdaceae. Gene Ontology annotation, molecular function: mRNA binding; structural constituent of ribosome; DNA binding. The transcript has 7 exons. The coding region runs from base 1 to 2163 and encodes 720 amino acids. Gene Ontology annotation, biological process: DNA repair; translation. The record is from RefSeq and is a predicted model, not a curated record.
AUGCUAGCUCCAGCCGCAGCCCCACCCGGCCGCCCGAGGGCAGCCGCCGACCCGCCGAGCGAGAGGGCGCCCGUCGCGCGUGACGCCGGCAUCCUGAGCGCUGCUGCCGUGCGCGCCCUGGCCUCGGAUCUCGAUGCGCUGCCUACCCAUGUCGAAGGCUGCGUCCGCCUGCUGGCCGAGGGACACACUGUGCCGUUCAUCGCUCGGUACCGGCAGCCCGAGACCGGUGGCAUGGCCCCGCCGCUUCUGCGGCGAAUCGAUGCGGCGUCAAGGGAUGCGGCGAGCCUCGCAGCACGGUGCGACGCGGUCGUUGCGGCGCUGCGCAAGACGGAUCGCUUGACAGCCCAGCUCGAGGCCGCGCUGCGCGCGGCUCCCACUCUGGCAGCGCUCGAAGACGCGAUGUGGUGCGCGACGAUCGACGAUAGCGGGCUUUCCCAGGCCUUGCGCGCGGCGGCGGCGGGUUCGGGUGCUCGAUCCAGCGAGGGCGGCACCGAGGCGGCGCUGCGUGAGGGCACUCAAAAGGUGCUGGCCGAGAUGACCGCUCGUUCGCCCGCGGUGCGCGAGGCUGCGCGCGGCGCGCUGCGCAGAUGCGCGCUGGUGAAAUGCACAGCGGUCGCAGGCAAGCGAUCGAUCAGCGGGAGCGGCGGCGCCGGCGCCGCGAGCUCCAAGAAGGCGAGCACGGCAACCGCAGCGGCGGCGGCCAGCGGCGGCGAGAAUUUUCGCGACUACGCGGACUUUGAGCGGCCCCUCAGCGCGGUCUCGUCGCACGCGUGGCUGGCGAUGCACCGCGGCGUCGAGCUCAAGCUGCUCCGGCUCUCCGUCGCGCCCCGCGACGAGGCUUCCGUCGCCGCCGCUGUCCAGCGGCGCGCGCUCGAGGCGGCGCGGUGCGAGGCGAUCGAGUGCUUCGCCGCCAACCUUUCGCCGCUGCUGCUCGCGCCCCCGCUGCGCGGCACGGCCGUGCUUGGCGUCGACCCAGGCUUCGCACACGGCCACAAGCUCGCGGCGGUCCGCGUGAUUGCCGAGCUGUGCGACAGCCAUGGUGUGGGAGCCGUCGCGGUGGGCGACGGCCAGAACAGCCGUGAGGCGCAGAGGCUGGUCGCCGCCGCAAUCGCAGCGACACGUCGUGGCGGCGGACGGUUGCGAUACGCUGUGGUGCGCGAGAAUGGCGCCUCAAUCUACUCAGCGUCCGAUCUAGCGGCGGCGGAGCUGGGCGAUGUGCCGCUGCAGCACCGCGCCGCCGUCUCGAUUGCGCGCCGUUUGGCCGACCCGCUGUCCGAGUUUGUCAAGAUUGAGCCGGCCGCGCUGGGCGUCGGAAUGUACCAGCGCGAUUUGCCCGCCAAGGAGCUCGGCGCGCGGCUGGAUGCGGCCGUCGAGGACGCCGUCGCAGCGGUGGGAGUCGAGGUGAAUGGCGCGUCGCCUUCAUUGCUGCAGCGCGUCGCCGGCCUCAACAGGAAGACUGCAUCCGCGCUGCGCGCCCACAUCGACACCGCGGGCGAGCUUUCGAGCCGUGAGUCGCUGAGGCAGGUGCCCGGCAUCGGUCCCAAGACGUACGUCAACAUUGCCGGCUUCCUGCGCAUCACGGCUUCCGACGGUGCGCCGCUCGCGGAGCCGCUGGACGCGAGCCGCGCCCGAGCCCUGCUCGCGGCAGCUGGCAUCGGCUCGGGCGCUCUUGGCCAGCUCGCGCGCCGCGGCGGGGGAUUUGCCGAGGGUGACUGCGCGCGCCUCCGUGCGCUCGCUGCUGCUCCUGCCCCCGGCGGUGGCGCCGCCUCUCCUGGCGGCGGGCGGGCGGCGCUGGUCGAGCUUCUUUGCGACCCGCUCUUGUGCGGCGACCCGCGCGAACAGCUCGCGCCGCCGCCGCAACUCGUGGCGAGCGCACCGCGUUCCCUCGCCGACGUGCGCGCGGGCGACGUGUUCGAGCACGCCGUCGUCAAGAACGCCGCCCCGUUUGGCCUUUUCGUCGACGUGGGUGUCGGUUCGGACGGGCUCCUCCACGCUUCCGAGCUCAAGAAGCGCGGCAGCGGCCGCCACGUCCCAACAGUUGGCGCGAGCAUCUGUGUGACCGCAAAGGCGGUGGACAUCAACCGCGGGAGACUAUCCCUCGCGCUUCACCCUGUCUGGCCGUUAUCCAUCGCGUCCGAGUCCCCGUCGUUCAUGUUGAUAUAG